CAGCAGAUUCUGCUCUAUAUAAGCUCAGACUGAACAUUUGACCAAUCGGAGUGGGACCACUUAUCGAAUUCACCUCUUGCCUUUUACCAGAUGUGACCGUUAGUUGGCCCAAAAGACUCCAUUCCCUCAAUCUUUGGACACUAUUGAACACGAGUUCGAAACCUGUUUUGGAUUUUGGACAAUAUUGUUUUUGCAUGUUCCUCCGAAAACGCCCCUUGCGCCCUUCCUUCCACUCACGGGUCAGACCCAGCAAUCGACCCACGUCGAGUCUUGAAUCUAAAAUAUUUCAUCUGAUGGUUUAAUGUAGACUGUUGUAUCUUGUUAUGAUCGAAGUCGUGCGGCAUGCUCCGUUUGGGUGUCCAUGCAAAACACUGUUACAUAUGAGCUUGUUGAGAAAUCCCUUCGGCGGAUGGUCGGUUAGGUUGGCUGCUUCCUACCCCACCAUCCCGUGCCCAGCGCAGGAGGGGCAGAUCCCACGUACGUCACAGCGCUACCAAACUGCCUGCUUGUCACGUAAAUGGUACAUUUCUCGGCCUCGCAACCUCUUAAAUCGCACGUACCAUAGCCAAGUAUCCAACAGAAGUUCCUCGCUACGAACCCGAUUACACCUGAAUACAUGCGCCCGUCAUGACCCGUUACAAGAACACUCUGUUGUACGGCGGUGCAUUGGUUUCUGACCUGCCCGAGAAGUUUGCCGAUGUCAGUAAAUUAAGACAGGUACCGGACAACCAGGAGGUCUACAUCGACCAAGACGGGUUCACCAGCAUUAUCUUCGACAUCACGGAACGCGUAGGCCCCUCUGGCACUGGACCAGAGAUCGAUGGCCGCGCCCUCACAACACACCUUGAGGAACUGGUAGGCUCUGAGGUGGACACUGUCAAGGUGUGGAACACUACAGAAACCCAGUUCUCUCGUCUUGGUGAGGACAUUCCCGCCUACACCCUGAUCGCGACACAGACCCCCCGUCCAGAGUCUGGAGACAGGUCGUCUUCGCCCGACUUCACGGCGAUUAUUCUGACCUUACUGCGCCUCGAAAAAGAAUCGACGGACAUCCUCAUCACAAUCAACGUGCCUCACAUCAGGGGCGAGUACAAUGAAGAGGACGUAGAUCUCGAGUUGGGAAAGCAGGGCAAGCUGAUCGGAGAUGCGGUUGAUUAUGCUGCAAGAGUCUGGGAGACCUUCAAAGUCAAAGACUGGACCCUUUUUGGGGAAAUCUGAGUCGCUCAGCUACACCAACACGUCAGGUUUGUCUAUCAUAGCUGUGAUGUCGAAUUAUAUACCCAGCCUAAGUGGUUCAUGCAUCCCA
This is a messenger RNA of Verticillium dahliae VdLs.17, 1306 nucleotides long. RefSeq lists its product as uncharacterized. Gene Ontology annotation, biological process: protein import into nucleus. NCBI's taxonomy places the organism in Eukaryota, Fungi, Ascomycota, Sordariomycetes, Glomerellales, Plectosphaerellaceae. The transcript has 3 exons. Gene Ontology annotation, cellular component: nucleus. Gene Ontology annotation, molecular function: guanyl-nucleotide exchange factor activity; small GTPase binding. Bases 628 to 1218 code for a protein of 196 amino acids. The record is from RefSeq and is a predicted model, not a curated record.